Molecule: messenger RNA, 999 nt
Organism: Adineta ricciae
Lineage: Eukaryota; Metazoa; Rotifera; Eurotatoria; Adinetida; Adinetidae
Source: the annotation of a GenBank genome assembly
AUGGCUUGUUACAUUGAUGCAUCUAUUCCGUCAGGAAAUGGUCGUCGAAUUACACUACUCGGUACGGAUUUGAUCUUUGCGAGCAUCGAUAAUGUUUUUGUUUAUCCAACUGUUGAUGUCGAUCGAUUACGAAAUGCUCUUAGUGAAACGCUUUCUCUAUGGCCGAUUCUAACUGGUCGUAUUAUUGUCAAUGAUGACGAAUACAUGAUUGAAUGUUCUGAUAAUUCUGUUCCAUUUAAUUAUAUCGAAAAUAAUGAAUUGGAAUGUUGGCCAGAUUUACCUGUUGUUGUUGAUGAUAAAGCAAUACUUGAACCGUUUAUUGAUUCCGUUCAAUAUAAAACUGAAGUUGAACCACUUCUUCGAUUUAAGGUUACUUAUUUACUUCGUAGUAAGGAAUAUAUUGUUGGUACAAGUACAUCACACUUAGUUGGUGACGCCUAUUCAAAUAUCCGUUUUCUAAAUGAUCUUUCUCAAAUUUAUCAACAUCUUGAACCUUUACCACCUCGUCCUAUUUUUCAACGAUGUUUACUCAAGAAAGAAAAAUUGGAUCUUUCUUUUCCGCUUAUUAAGGAAAUAUCAGAAAAAGCUGAAAAGAUUGAAUCUUUUUUUGGGCGUAUUAUCAAAGGAAAAUCCGAAACUGAACAAAUCAAUUUAUCUUUUUCUUCUGAACAACUUAUUAGAUUACAUAGUAUUGGUAAAUGUGAUGAUGAAGAAGUGACGACUCAUGAUACACUUUGUGCUUAUAUUAUUAUUACUUUAAAUAAAUAUUUUUUUCUUACGACGGAUGAACAUAUCCAACGUGCUCGUAUGAUUAUUAAUUAUCGUGGUAUUUGUGAUUCAUUAGUGACACAUGAACAUGUCGGAAAUUACAUUAUUUCAAUACCAUCUUCUCAGUUUACAGAUUCACUUUCUUUACCAUCUACUGCCAAAAUAAUUCGACAAGCAAUUAAAACGAUUCGUAAUGAAGACUUUCUCGAAAAAAUGGCUUGUUUCACCUGA